AGAGAUGGUGUUACAAAAAAAAAAAAAAAGAGAUGAGACAUAUUAGCUGCAUAUUCAAUCAAGGUAAAGUGGUUUCCAUCCAACUCUCUCUCGUUCGUCGGGGAGGAGACUAGAGAGAGAUGGGUCCUAUGAAUCCACCAGCUCCACAAAACAAUAGUCACAGCGUCAGAAUCUUCUGUGAGGGAACGGAACAGUACUCGUUCGUCAGCCACCUCUCUACUGCUUUGCACAGGGAAGGAAUCUCUUUUUCUGUGGACGCAUGCGAGUUUCCGGAGAUCAACUCCUUCUCCGGUGAUCAGAAUCAUGCGAUUUCUGUGGUGGUUACUUCCGAUGUAGUCAAGGUAAACGAUCCCUGGAGUCAUAAGUUCGUAGAGGUCAUCGAGCGUCCGAAAGACAAGUGCAUGCAAGUGAUGGUCCCAGUGUUCUACGAUGUUGAUCCGUUAACCCGUGUUUACGGGUGGGCCAAUAGAUGGCUGGAGGCUGGAUACAUCACAAUGCACCAAUCAAGGAUCUCAAGCAAUAAGAUACUCACCGACUCCGAACUAGUGGAAGACGUAGUCAAAGAUGUUUAUGGAAAGCUCCAUCGUACAGAACGAGUUGGAAUUUACUGGAAGAUAUUGGAGAUUGAAAACUUGCUUUACAAACAACCGUGGGACGUCCGAAGCAUAGGUAUUUGGGGUAUGCCUGGCAUAGGCAAGACGACACUUGCCAAGGCAGUCUUUAACCACAUGUCCUCUGAUUAUGAUGCUUCUUGUUUUAUCGAAAACUUUGAUGAAGCGUUUCAUAAAGAAGGACUUCACCGUUUGCUUGAAGUAAAAAUUGGUAAGCUUCUAACGGAAGUGUUUGACAUAAAGGGUUCUUACAUUAUGAGACCGACCCUCCAAAGGGACAAACUAUGCAAUAAAAGGAUUCUUGUUGUCCUAGAUGAUGUGCGUGAUUCUCUGGCUGGCGAGUCCUUCCUUAAUAGGCUUGAUUGGCUUGGUCCUGGAAGCCUGAUAAUCAUGACCUCGAUUGAUAGAAAAGUGUUUUCCUUUUGUGAUAUCAAUCAGAUAUAUGAGGUUCAUGGUUUAAACGAGCACGAGGCUCUCCAGUUAUUCUUCCAAAAAGCCUUUGAAAAAGACGUGCCAGAGCAAAUCGACAGAGAAAUAUCAAGGAAGGUUAUAGACUAUGCCAAUGGAAACCCUUUGGCCCUCAGCACUUAUGGACAAGAGCUUAAGGGAAAGAUGUCAGGAAUGGAGGAUGCAUUCCUCAAACUCAAGCAGCAUCCUCCUCAACAGAUUCAAGAUGUGGUGAAGAGUGUAUAUAGCCAACUUGGUGACAAUGAGAAAAACAUUUUCUUGGACAUUUCUUGUUUGUUCAGGGGAGAAAAUAUCAACUAUGUGAUCCAAAUGCUUGAAGGGUGCCGUUACUUUCCACGCAUUGGAAUAAAUAUUCUUGUGGAGAAAUGGCUGGUGACUAUUUCAGAAAAUACAGUGCAAGUGACUAAUCUGAUCCAAGACAUCUGCCAAGAAAUGCUCAAUGGAGAAACUGAGAGUUGCACCAGAAUGUGGGAACCUCGCAGAAUCAGAUAUCUACUAGAAGAUGAUGAUCUUAAAGCAAGUGCAGAAUCAAGUGCAACGCCUAAAUAUGGUUUGGUCAGUGAAGACAUAGAAAGCAUAUUUCUGGACACAUCGAACUCUAGUUAUGAUGUCAAACGUGAUGCCUUCAAGAAUAUGUUUAAUCUCAGAUUCCUAAAGAUACACAAUUCUUUCUCUGAAUAUGGUCAUGGACUUAACUUUCCUAAUGGACUUGAUUCUCUGCCUUGUGGACUAAGACUCCUCCACUGGGAGAACUACCCUUUGAAAUCUUUGCCUCAAGAUUUUGAGCUUGACAACCUUGUUGAACUUUGUAUGCCUUACAGUAAGCUCCAGACACUCGGAGCAGGAACCAAGUUCCUUGAGUUGUUGAAGAGGAUAAGGCUUUGUCACUCCAAAGAGCUAGUUGAAUUUGAUAUACUUUUAGUUGCUCAAAAUAUCGAGUUAAUUGAUCUCCAAGGUUGUACAAGACUGCAAAGUUUUCCUGACACGAGCGAACUGCAACAUCUCCGAGUUGUAAAUCUCUCAGGAUGCACAGAGAUCAAAAGUUUCCAAGGACUUCCACAAAACAUUGAGGAACUACAUCUUCAAGGAACUAGUAUAAGGGAGAUACCGAUAUCCACUGUGAGCCACUCCCCUCAAAAAAUUAAGCUUGACAGGAAAAAGCUUUUGAAUCUUCUAGAAAACUUUGAGGAUGUUGAGCAUAUUGACUUGGAGAGUGUAACAGAUCUAGUUAAAGUAAGUUCAUGUAACCGGUUUUGCAAGCUUGUCCAGUUGAACAUGAAAGAUUGUUCUCACAUUCGAAGUCUCCCUGACAUGGCCAAUAUAUUAGAAUCUCUCCAAGUUCUACAUCUCUCUGGUUGCUCAGAGCUCAUGGAAAUUAAGGGUUUACCAAGAAAUAUGAGGAAGUUAUAUAUUGGUGGAACCGCCGGCGGUUGCAAGAAAACAUAUCUACUGCAAGGGAAAAAAACAUCGCAAUUCCGUUGCAAAUUGUAAUUUGCAACGAAUUUG
Raphanus sativus (radish) is the source of this 2585-nucleotide messenger RNA. Its product is annotated as protein DA1-related 4-like. Gene Ontology annotation, molecular function: ADP binding. Gene Ontology annotation, biological process: defense response; signal transduction. The record is from RefSeq and is a predicted model, not a curated record. NCBI's taxonomy places the organism in Eukaryota, Viridiplantae, Streptophyta, Magnoliopsida, Brassicales, Brassicaceae.